Phragmites australis (common reed) is the source of this 1086-nucleotide messenger RNA. RefSeq names its product formin-like protein 11. Lineage: Eukaryota; Viridiplantae; Streptophyta; Magnoliopsida; Poales; Poaceae. Gene Ontology annotation, biological process: actin nucleation; actin cytoskeleton organization. The record is from RefSeq and is a predicted model, not a curated record. Gene Ontology annotation, molecular function: actin filament binding.
AUGGCAUUCCUCCAGAAUCUGGUUUACGGAGAGUUAGAGACCUUACUAAGGUGGACGCCAAGUAACGAUGAUGAGCUUAGGCUUCGAUUAUACACUUGAGAACUCUCUCAACUUGCUGCUGAGCAAUUCUUAAGAUCAACUAUUGACAUUCCAUAUGUUUUUCAACGCCUAGAUGCGUUACUUUUCAUGGCUAAUCUACCUGAGGAAGCUGCAAAUGUGAAGCAAUCUUUUGCCACUUUAGAGGUGGCUUGCCAGGAGCUUAGAUGCAGCCACCUUUUUCUUAAGCUACUAGAAGCGGUCCUUAAAACUGGAAAUCGGAUGAAUGUUGGCACAUUCCGCGGAGCUCAAGCUUUUAAACUUGACACGCUCCUUAAGUUAUCUGAUGUCAAGGGUACUGAUGGGAAGACAACACUGUUGCUUUUUGUUAUUCAAGAAAUCAUCUGUUCUGAAGGUGUUCGUGCUGCAUGGGCUGCAAAAGAGCAGAAUAGCAGCAUAUCCAGUGCAGAUGCCAAUGACGUUACUGAUGACAAUAAUGAGCAAACUGAAGACGAUUACAAACAACUUGGACUUAAAGUUGUAUCCAGUUUAGCAGAUGAUCUCCAAAAUGUCAGGAGGGCAGCGAUCCUUGAUGCAGAUCAACUGACUAUGUCAGUAGCAAGUCUUGGCCACAAGCUUGUCAAAACCAAAGAAUUCCCGAACACGAGCAUGAAAAGUUUGGAUGAAGACAGCGGGUUUCACCACAAGCUUAAGCAUUUUGCAGAGCAAUCUCAAACUGCUGUCACUUUAUUGCUAGAGGAAGAGAAGAAAAUACGGUCCUUGGUCCGGAGCACUGUAGAUUAUUUUCAUGGGAGUACAGGGAAGGACGAGGGCCUGCGGUUAUUUGUGGUUGUGCGAGAUUACCUUGCAAUGCUGGACAAGGUUUGCAAAGAGCUAAAAGAAGCAUCAAAAGUAGCUCCAAGGAAAACAAAGACCAAACAGCCAUCCCAAACAUCUCAAUCUUUCAACGUUCCCAGGCAGAACCUGUUCCCAGCUAUUCAGGAUCGAAGAGCAGAUAGCUCAAGCUCAGGUUCUGAUGAGGACAGUUAG